This is a messenger RNA of Amoebophrya sp. A120, 209 nucleotides long. NCBI's taxonomy places the organism in Eukaryota, Dinophyceae, Syndiniales, Amoebophryaceae. The record is from the annotation of a GenBank genome assembly.
CUCACACAGUACUACCGUCGUUCUUAUGCUGAAUGUUGGCAGCAGAAAUUCACGGCAAUCCUAGAGCGGGCAAGCACAGGGGAAGAUGAGGGUGAACUACCACAGAACCAGCACAGCCCCCUGAUGGCCGCAGCUCCAAGAACUGCCGCGAAACUAGGGGACAACAAGAUGCCAGCUGCGGCGUUGAGACACCAAGUGUUGCAUGCGGU